Molecule: messenger RNA, 1167 nt
Organism: Talaromyces amestolkiae
Lineage: Eukaryota; Fungi; Ascomycota; Eurotiomycetes; Eurotiales; Trichocomaceae
Exons: 2
Coding region: 1-1167 (388 amino acids)
Biological process (GO): D-sorbitol catabolic process
Molecular function (GO): zinc ion binding; L-iditol 2-dehydrogenase (NAD+) activity
Source: RefSeq, a predicted model, not a curated record
AUGGCUGUCGGCACUACUACCGUCUCAAAACCGAAUAUUGGUGUUUACACCAAUCCCAAACAUGAUCUCUGGAUCGCCGAUGCAAAGCCUACUUUAGAAGAAGUCCAGAAAGGCGAGGGGUUAAACCCGGGUGAAGUCACGGUUGAGAUCAGGAGCACGGGUAUUUGCGGAUCAGAUGUCCAUUUCUGGCAUGCCGGCUGCAUCGGCCCCAUGAUUGUCACAGACGACCACAUCCUCGGCCACGAAUCCGCCGGCGUCAUCAUCGCCGUUGCAGACGACGUCAAAACCCUGAAAGUCGGCGACCGCGUCGCUGUAGAGCCGAACGUGAUCUGCAACAAAUGCGAACCCUGCCUCACGGGUCGCUACAACGGUUGCGAGUCCGUCGAAUUUUUAUCUACACCCCCCAUUGAUGGCUUGCUCCGUCGAUAUGUCAACCACCCGGCUGUCUGGUGCCACAAGAUCGGAAAUAUGAGCUUUGAGAAUGGCGCGUUGUUGGAGCCACUCAGUGUUGCGUUGGCCGGCAUAGAUCGUGCUGGUGUGCGGUUGGGUGAUCCCGUGCUUGUCGCUGGCGCUGGCCCGAUUGGAUUGGUGUCGCUGCUCUGUGUGCGCGCUGCCGGUGCGUCGCCGAUAGUCAUUACCGAUAUUGAUGAGGGCCGAUUGGCAUUUGCCAAAGAGUUAGUACCAGAUGUGCGCACAUAUAAGGUUCAGUUUGGCAAGAACGCCGAAGAGAAUGCAGCUGGAAUACUGGCUGCAUUGAACGACGGCGAUGCAGAUGCUGUAGACGCUAUUCGCCCCCGCGUCGCAGUCGAGUGCACCGGCGUCGAGAGUAGCGUUGCCUCUGCGAUCUGGAGUGUCAAAUUCGGCGGCAAAGUAUUUGUCAUUGGCGUCGGCAAGAACGAAAUGCAAGUUCCCUUUAUGCGCUUGAGCACCUGGGAAAUCGACCUGCAAUACCAGUACCGAUACUGCAACACAUGGCCCAAGGCUAUUCGUCUGAUCAAGAAUGGAGUGAUUGAUUUGCGCAAGUUGGUGACGCACAGAUACCCGAUUGAGGAGGCCCUGAAAGCAUUUGAGACAGCUGCGAACCCGAAGACGGGUGCGAUCAAGGUUCAGAUUAUGAGUUCGGAGGAGGAGGUUGCCGCUGCCACGGAGGCUGCUAAGAACCUCUGA